This is a messenger RNA of Ylistrum balloti, 492 nucleotides long. Its product is annotated as seminal vesicle secretory protein 2-like. The record is from RefSeq and is a predicted model, not a curated record. Lineage: Eukaryota; Metazoa; Mollusca; Bivalvia; Pectinida; Pectinidae. The coding region runs from base 1 to 492 and encodes 163 amino acids. The transcript has a single exon.
AUGUCGUACGGAGAUAAAAUGUCGUAUGGACAAGAUAAAAUGUCGUAUGGACAAGAUAAAAUGUCGUACGGUCAAGUUAAAAUGUCGUAUGGACAAGCAAAAAUGUCGUAUGGACAAGAUAAAAUGUCGUAUGGACAAGAUAAAAGAUCGUAUGGACAAGAUAAAAUGUCGUAUGGACAAGAUAAAAUGUCGUAUGGACAAGAUAAAAUGUCGUAUGGACAAGAUAAAAUGUCGUAUAAUCAAGAUAAAACGUCGUACGGACAAGAUAAAAUGUCGUACGGACAAGAUAAAACGUCGUACGGACAAGAUAAAAGAUCGUACGGACAAGUUAAAAAGGCAUGUUUCACAAUAGUUGUUAAACCGAUUUUAAAAAAGUUGCAUGAAAGAAAUAAAAGUCAUAAGAACGAACUAGAUAAUCACCUGAACAACAGAAAAAGCCGUUCAAAUGAAAUAAAAAAUCUUCCAAACAGAAGUAAAGGUUGUAUGAAAUAG